AUAAAGUGCUUUAUGUUUUAGGACACUGUAAUCUCAGAAAGCCAGCGAGAAGAAUCCAAAUUGUUCGGCAAUCAUGGCAACGGACCUCCCUGUUCUUUUAGCUGCGGUGUCAUUAUUAUCUGGUCUUCACAUGGGGUACAUAGCCAGACGUGUGGGAUGGUCCAGAAUGAAGCACAAAAUUAUGCCACCUGUUGUCACUGGUCAUCCAGAAUUUGAGAGAACAUUUCGUGCCCAACAGAACUGUGUGGAGUUUUACCCCAUCUUCCUGAUGACCUUGUGGAUUGCUGGGCUUUUCUGUAAUGAAGAGCUAGCCGCUAUUGGAGGAAUUGUGUAUAUUGUGGCCCGAGAGAUGUAUUUUGUUGGCUACUCUACCUCGACUAAGAAAAGGUUGCCAGGAUUUUCUUUGCAAUUGGUUGCACUUAUAAUCCUGGCUGUCAUGGCAGCCAGUGGGAUUCUUCAUGCAAUCUUGGACAAAUACCUUGACAUCAACCUCCUUUCCAGAUUCUGGUGAAAAACAGAGUCAAUGGAACAAAUACUCUCUCUCAAAUG
Molecule: messenger RNA, 549 nt
Organism: Chanos chanos (milkfish)
Lineage: Eukaryota; Metazoa; Chordata; Actinopteri; Gonorynchiformes; Chanidae
Gene: mgst2
Product: microsomal glutathione S-transferase 2
Exons: 5
Coding region: 74-511 (145 amino acids)
Biological process (GO): leukotriene biosynthetic process
Cellular component (GO): endoplasmic reticulum; nuclear envelope; membrane
Molecular function (GO): enzyme activator activity; glutathione transferase activity; leukotriene-C4 synthase activity
Source: RefSeq, a predicted model, not a curated record